Molecule: messenger RNA, 399 nt
Organism: Suillus subaureus
Lineage: Eukaryota; Fungi; Basidiomycota; Agaricomycetes; Boletales; Suillaceae
Product: ABC transporter type 1, transmembrane domain-containing protein
Exons: 3
Coding region: 1-399 (132 amino acids)
Biological process (GO): transmembrane transport
Cellular component (GO): fungal-type vacuole; membrane
Molecular function (GO): ABC-type peptide transporter activity; ATP binding
Source: RefSeq, a predicted model, not a curated record
AUGCGUUGGCAUGAUGUCACUCCGGCUGGCCGCAUGCUCAAUAGGUUCGGAAAAGAUAUUGAAACCAUUGACACCAAUCUCGCGGGCUCCUUAUCAGCUGUCAACUCUUCGUUGGCGACGUUUGCGGCUGCGAUCAUCACCGUCGUUGUUUUUUUCCCGAUUUUCCUUAUCCCUGCUGUGGUCAUAGGUUUCUUCUACCGCCUGCUAGCUCUCGGGUACCUGAAGACUGGCAGAGAUCUUCGUCGUAUGGAGUCUAAUUCCCGGUCGCCUAUCUUCUCUGGCUUUAGCGAGUUGCUCGAAGGUAUUGUUAUUCGGUUCGGGCCUUCUCUGCUGAACAGCGCUUUUUGGACGACUACACGACAAGAUCGACGUUACUACCAAGUAGACUCAAAAUUUUGA